GAUGUGCGACGCAGUCUCAUGACGUUACCUAUACUGGGAGUUGGUUAAGUUUAUCAUUGGGUGGUUUCUAAACUAUUGUUAUAUAAUAUAAAAUCUAUAUAUUGGGCGGAGUGUUCUACGCAGUGAGUCGCAGUAUAGCAGUAAUGUGAAGUGCCCCCCCCCCGCUCUGAUGCCUCCAACCAUGGCUCAGAUCAGUGAUCCAAAGAUCGCCUUUGCCUACCUGCGCCCGGCCUGUGUGCUGCUGACCCGAGAGCCGUCCGUGACCAAUGUGGAGGCAGUGAGCGGUCAGUUAAAAGAAGUCAACGAUGCCACGUUGCAGCAGCUCCAAGAGUAUGUCCUCUUCCCUCUUCGCUUUGUCCUCAAAGUACCCGGGCCCAAGAAGGAAAAACUGGUGCAGGCUGUGGCUGAAGCCAUGAGCCACAUCCUGGAGAACACUUGCGUCCAGAGCUGGAAGACCCUCCACGACCUCCUCUCAGAGCUCUGCCUCUGCCUCUGCUCUCCAACCGAUCCUGGGAAACCUGCUGACACGUCAGAGGAGCUGAAAUUGGCCGUGCUGAGGUGCUUGGAUGCCUUGCUUCAUGCUGCUUAUGGUGAUAUAGUUUUCAAACUCUUUGAACCAAUCAUGUUGCCUGGACUGGGAGCAGCCAUAUCACUGCUACUGGCUUUAGGUGAGAAGGAGAAAUCCCGGGAUGUACAGGCAGCAGCGCUGAAGUGCCUCCAAGCUUUGAUUCUGCAGUGUGACUGUAGUCAGGUGCAUGUAGUCCCUUCCUUAGAAGAGCGACGUGCCAUCGGCAGCACCAUGGCUUCAUUCUUACCUGGGAUCACUACGGCUGUAGCUAGGAUCAUUACCGGAGAUCUGAGACAAGGCCACGCAGUCACGGUCAAGGCCAUCAAGGUUUUGUCCAGUGCUGUGGAGCUUGUGAUGGAAGACGUCCAGCUCCAGGCCAGUGAGCCCUGCAAGACUCCCUCACCAAACCUGGGUAAAAUCGCACAGCUGGUGGUCCAGCGAAAGCAAGACUGGUUAAAGAGCACGGCAGGGAAGCUUUCUGUGCUGCUGAAGAAGAUCAUCACCUGGACCUCAGCCCACCGGCACUGGAGGGUUCGCCUGGAGAUGGUGGAGCUGGCUGACCACCUGCUGGCCAGGUGUAGUCGGUCACUUGGAGAGUGCGUGGGGCCGCUGCUGGAAGCACUGGUGGGAGCAGUCAAUGACGAGGAGCCCAGAGUCAGAGAGAGGUGUGAGGUUGCUCUGAGAGAGGUAUCACAGAGGAAUCAGAGCAGCAGCAGCAGUGGGGAUGUUACCAGUGAACGCAGCAGCAUUCCGACCUUCACUGACGUGCUUUCAGAGAAUCUCCACUCCCUGGCCACCUCCCUGCCCAGACUGAUGAGGACCUCUGACGACCAGAAUAAACUGUUUGUCCUCAACGUGUUUCUGGGUUACUUAAAAGUCCUGGGACCACUCGUCUCUGUGGUGCUGAACUCGGCUGUACAUCUGGAGAGGAUUUCCAAAGCCUUGAUGCAGGUGCUGGAGCUGGAUGUGAUGGAUGUUUGCAUCGUAGAGGAAAGAAGUCACAGCUCCACCAUAGAAACAACUUCCACCUCCUCUGAUUGCUGCACUGCUCAAACACAGAGGAAGCAUUUCCUCUACUUCACUGAUGAGAUGAUCCUCUCUGUGCUCAUGGAGAUCUGUCGGACAUUAGGUUACUAUGGCAACAUUUACCUGCUGACUGAUCACUUUCUAGAUCUGUACCGCCAGUCGUUGGCAUACAGAAAGCAGGCCGCCAUGGUCCUGAAUGAGAUUGUCAGGGGCGCUGCAGGCAUCGGUGUGUUGACAGAGAGUCAGGGUCUGGAGGGUGAGGGUCACAGACGCUCUGCCAACAAGGAUGACCUGAAAGCAGCAGUGAUGUCGGUCAUGGAAGAAUACACCAGUCUGAACAACUGGCACUUGAUCACUGUCAGCGAGGAGACAGAUAGAGACCGACAGGACCAACAGCUGCUCAGCCCACCCAGAAUUCUAUCCAUAUCCAACAGUGACGUUAGCAACAUUAAUGCAAACUCUCUCCAAGUGAUCCCUUCCUCGUUUGGCUCCACAUCUCCCUCAUCGUCCACCUCCACAAUCCACCAGCUCAACAGCAACAUCUGGCAGCUCUGCAUCCAGCUCGAGGGCAUCGCCUGCUUUUCUCAGGCUCUGGGGCGUGACUUUCGUCCCCUGUUGAUGACAUCCCUGUACUCUGUGCUGGAGAAAGCUGGGGAGGAGACUCUGCUGGUCAGCCAGGCAGCGCUGGGCUCCAUGUGGGUUAUCAGCAGAGCCUGUGACUACCCCUCCCUGAAGGAGCUCAUCAAUGAAAACUCAGACUACCUGCUCAAUGACAUCUCCCUCAACCUGCAGAGGCUCCACCAGCAUCCACAGGCUCCACGGGUGUUGACAGUGAUGUUGACUCACUCUGACUGCAGCCUGCUGCCUCUGGUCGGGGACAUCGUUCAGGAUGUGCUGAUGGCUCUGGAUCUCAGCUACGACCACACGGGUGCACUUUUCUGCUCGGUGCUGCACGCGCUAAUGAAGGCACUGGCGAGGUGGUUUCCCUCCAGUUGUAAUACGACCAAUGAGUCUGCCAGACCCCAACAGACGUCCACUGACCAGGAAGACCUCGACAUCCGACAGUUCCUGCUGGAUUACCGCAAACAGAAAGAUCUGGCAGAGGGCAUUGGAAUAGAGGAGGACGAUACUGACGACCUCGAUGUUCCUCCUCCCACGGAGUGUGAGGACGUUGAAGAUAACGAUGGUCCCAACGUGAAAGCAGAGCUUCCCUCCCACCUCAGCAUCACUAAAGAUGUAAUGGAACGCUGCAUUCAUCUGCUGUCCGAUCCCAGCCUCAGGCUCCGACUCAAGGUGUUGGACGUGCUCGAGCUUUGUGUGUGUGUCCUGAGUGAGAAGGAAAAUGAGCUGCUGCCUAUGGCCCACCGCUGCUGGCCCGCCCUCCUCCAGAGACUGACAGCUGACGACCCGUUAGCGGUCCUCAGAGCCUUCAGGAUGCUGUGUACUCUGGGUGACAUGUGUGGCGACUUCCUGAGGAGGAGGGUUUCUAAGGAGGUUCUCCCAAAGCUGAGCUCCUCGCUGGUACGACAGGCUCCCAUCAGCGCUAAGGCCGGACCCGUCUACACACACACGGUGGCCUACAAACUGCAACUGGCUGUGCUGCAGGGGCUGGGCUCGCUGUGCCAGAGGCUGGACCUGGCUGAAGCAGAUCUGGAUGCAGUGUGCGACGCCUGUCUGCCCUACCUGAGCUGCAGACAACCCAUCCGACUGCAAGAGGCCUGUCUAAGCGUUUUCCGACACCUAAUCCAGGUGGACCCGGACACCUUCUGGUUUACUCUGAACGAGCUGCACUGCCCGUCCUCCUACACCCCGCCCCACCCCGACCUGCUGCCCAUAAAACUGAGCGGGAUGGGCCGGCCCAGAGACGAGUACUCGGACAAUGUGCUGAAGCUUCUGAGGGAGGAGUACGGCUCGGAUGCUGCGACAGUGGACCAGAGAAUCAGCUAAUGAGCUGGUGAUAGAUGUGAUGGACUCAUCUCGUAGAUGGACGCCUUUUUGAACCACUGACUCCAACACAUCAGUUGACUGAAUGGAAAUCUGACAAUCGUGCCAGAAAGAACAGCCAUCAGAGCUGUGAUAACCUCGGAGGUGAACACGGUUCUGAUAAGCAGUGCGAUAGAAAGGGAAAAUGUCAAUGAAGCAUCUCUGCUGCAGCGGGUGUAGAAAGCAGGAACACUUCUGACAGCUCCUCUGUAUUAGGAGACGAGCAGCACUCUGACAGUUCUUAUGAUUUUUUACUUCAUGUCAAGGCACUGACAUGUACUGUGGAUGCAAAUGUGUUUUCUAUUCCUUCUCAUGUUAUUUCUAGAUGUGCUGAAGAAAUGUCUCAUUCUCAGGUCCCUCGCUGAGUUGAAUUAUUCAGCCUCACGCUUCAGAGUGCACACAACUCAAAAUGUGUCUGUUGGAGUGAGAAUUAAAAAGCUGGCAUCAACUA
Molecule: messenger RNA, 4028 nt
Organism: Hippoglossus stenolepis (Pacific halibut)
Lineage: Eukaryota; Metazoa; Chordata; Actinopteri; Pleuronectiformes; Pleuronectidae
Gene: tti1
Product: TELO2 interacting protein 1
Exons: 14
Coding region: 170-3541 (1123 amino acids)
Biological process (GO): chromatin remodeling
Cellular component (GO): cytoplasm
Source: RefSeq, a predicted model, not a curated record